Molecule: messenger RNA, 1049 nt
Organism: Ctenocephalides felis (cat flea)
Lineage: Eukaryota; Metazoa; Arthropoda; Insecta; Siphonaptera; Pulicidae
Gene: zyd
Product: sodium/potassium/calcium exchanger 3
Exons: 8
Coding region: 9-998 (329 amino acids)
Biological process (GO): intracellular calcium ion homeostasis; calcium ion transmembrane transport
Cellular component (GO): membrane
Molecular function (GO): calcium, potassium:sodium antiporter activity; calcium channel activity
Source: RefSeq, a predicted model, not a curated record
CUCUGAAUAUGUCAAACGAUGUCGCUGGUGCGACGUUCAUGGCAGCGGCGACGUCAGCACCAGAACUCUUCGUGAACGUGAUAGGGACGUUCAUCACGGAGGGAGAUUUGGGCGUAGGAACAAUCGUAGGAUCGGCGGUUUUCAAUAUACUGGCAGUGGCAGCUUGUUGCGGAAUUGGCGCCGGUAUGGUCGUCCCAUUGGAUUGGUGGCCCUUGACUCGCGACUGCUUGGCGUACGGAAUAACAGUAUCAAUACUGAUCUGCAUAAUUCAUGAUGAACGUGUGGAAUGGUACGAAGCACUAACUCUGGUGCUUCUUUAUAUAGUGUACAUUGCAGUAAUGUACUAUGACAAAUGCUAUUGGCCUAAUAAAAUCAUUCAGAAACUCUUUGUAGCAUGGGUGGUGACGUGGCCAAUUCAUCUGGUUUUCCUAUUUACAAUACCAGACUGUGAACGAAAGGGUCUUCGUUCCUGGUUUCCUCUGACCUUCAUCAUGUGCAUCAUUUGGAUUGGAUCUUUGUCGUAUGUCGUCGCCUGGAUGAUUACUAUAAUUGGUGACACAUUAAAAAUACCAGAUUCAGUGAUGGGCAUAACUUUCUUAGCCGCAGGAACCAGUGUACCUGAAGCAGUAUCAAGUGUAAUUGUAGCAAAACAAGGUCACGGAUCCAUGGGCAUCUCAAAUUCAAUAGGUUCCAAUACUUUCGACAUUUUGUUAUGUUUAGGCCUGCCAUGGCUUAUUAAAGCAGCUUUACUACCUACAGAACCUGGUCAACAUUGGGUGGGAAUCAACUCGGCUGGUUUAGAGUAUUCUGCGAUAUCGUUACUGUCUACGCUGUUGAUGUUGUACAUCGCUUUCUCAAUUAACAAAUUCAAGCUGGAUAUGCGUGUAGGCAGAGCCUGCUUAUUAAUGUAUGCCGUCUUCCUGGUGCUGGCUAGUCUUAUCGAACUAAAUGCAUUCUUCAGAGUCAACUUACCAACAUGCGGCAGAGAAGGAAACUGACGCAAUGAAGACACGCAACAAAAGGAUUAGGUGCAGCUAUCCUUCAUUUAC